Mesocricetus auratus (golden hamster) is the source of this 3443-nucleotide messenger RNA. RefSeq names its product cyclin J like (gene Ccnjl). NCBI's taxonomy places the organism in Eukaryota, Metazoa, Chordata, Mammalia, Rodentia, Cricetidae. The coding region runs from base 205 to 1365 and encodes 386 amino acids. The transcript is spliced from 6 exons. Gene Ontology annotation, biological process: mitotic cell cycle phase transition; regulation of cyclin-dependent protein serine/threonine kinase activity. The record is from RefSeq and is a predicted model, not a curated record. Gene Ontology annotation, cellular component: nucleus; cyclin-dependent protein kinase holoenzyme complex; cytoplasm. Gene Ontology annotation, molecular function: cyclin-dependent protein serine/threonine kinase regulator activity.
CGAGCGCACGCAGGGGCGCGCCGGUGACCGGGCCGGACGGGCUGCGGAGGCGCCGGUCGCGAGCACGCGAGGCCAAGGGCCGGACGGCCACCGGAGAGCACAGCGUGCCCGGUGCGGGGAGGGACCCGCCACCCGCGGCCCCCCACGCGGGGACAGCGAUGCGGUGCGCCCCGAUAUCCCGGUAGCCUUGGAUCUGCGGCGGUGAUGGAUGAGCCGUGGUGGGAAGGGCGCGUCGCCUCGGACGUCCACUGCACCCUACGCGAAAAGGAACUGAAGCUUCCUACCUUCCGUGCCCACUCCCCGCUCCUGAAGAGCCGUCGGUUUUUUGUAGACAUUCUGACCCUGCUGAGCAGACACUGCCAUCUGUGCCCCUCAGCCCGGCACCUGGCCAUCUACCUGCUGGACCACUUCAUGGACCAGUACAACAUCACCACCUCCAAGCAGCUGUAUACUGUGGCUGUCUCCUGCCUCCUGCUGGCAAGUAAGUUUGAGGACAGGGAAGACCGUGUGCCCAAACUGGAGCAGAUAAACAGUACAAGGAUCCUGAGCAGCCAAAACUUUUCCCUCACCAAGAAGGAGCUUCUGACCACAGAACUCCUGCUCCUGGAGGCUUUCAGCUGGGAUCUCUGCCUGCCCACACCUGCCCACUUUCUGGACUACUACCUCUUGGCCUCCAUCAGCCAGAAGGACCACCACUGCCACACCUGGCCCACCACCUGUCUCCGAAAGACCAAAGAGUGCCUCAAGGAGUAUGCCCACUACUUCCUGGAAGUUACCCUGCAGGAUCAUAUCUUUUACAAAUUCCAGCCUUCUGUGGUUGCCGCAGCCUGUGUUGGGGCCUCCAGGAUCUGCCUUCAGCUCUCUCCCUACUGGACCAGAGACUUGCAGAGGGUCUCGAGCUACUCCCUGGAGCAUCUCAGCACAUGUAUCGAGAUCCUGCUGGUAGCAUACGAUAAUGUCCUCAAGGAUGCCGUUGCAGUCAAGAGCCAGACAUUGGCCAUGGUGCCCGGCACAUCACCAGCUCCCACCCAAGUGCUGUUCCAACCACCUACCUACCCUACACUUAGCCAACCGCCACCAACACUAGCCCAGUUCCAGAGUCCAGCGCAAGACCUGUGCUUGGCUUACCGAGACUCACUGCAGGCUCACCGCUCAGGAACCCUGCUCUCAGGAGACACUGGCCCAUCCCUCCACACCCCAUACCCAGCCCUCCAGCCCUUGGAUAUGUGUCCUGUGCCUGUCCCUGCAUCCCUUAGCAUGCAAAUGGCCAUUGCAGCUGAACCCAGGCACUGUCUUACCGCCACCUAUGGAAGCAGCUAUUUCAGUGGGAGCCACAUGUUCCCCACAGGUUGUUUUGACAGCUAGGCCACAUUUGGACCACGUGGAGAAUCCUGGAAGACCCAGACUGAAGAAGUGGACACACCUAAGAGGGAGAGCUCAGCCAGGUGAGGCAAAGAACAUGGUUUACCCUUCAAUAGUGAGGUCUGUGUACUUUACAACAAACAAACAAACAACCCAGAGCCAAACAUCCAGGGACAUACCUCACCCAAUAGCAUCUCUCUGGGAAACCUCUUCCAUGUGUGCAUGGAGGACAAAGACAUGGUGCUGUGGCCAUUCCCUUGAGCUGGAGAAUCCAAUGGAGCACAUCAGACUUGGUAAGAAGCUUGGACAUUGAGGACUGCAUAAAGAUCAGUAACACAUCCGGGCUUUUCAAAGACUACUGUUCACACUUAUGCCACUGAAAAAGAAGGGGUAGCCGGGCAGUGGUGGCACACACCUUUAAUCCCAGCACUCAGGAGGCAGAGGCAGGCGGAUCUCUGUGGGUUCAAGGUCAGCCUAGUCUACAGAGCAAGUUCCAGAACAGCCAGGAACUGUCUGGAGAAGAGAAAGAAAGAGAGGAAGAAAGAAAGAAAGAAAGAAAGAAAGAAAGAAAGAAAGAAAGAAAGAAAGAAAGAAAGAAUCGACACGUCUGUGUGCCUAGAAGAUGCAUCUUGUGUGUGUGUUUUUUGGUUUUUUUGUUUUGUUUUGUUUUUUUGCUUAGCUCCACACCAAGGGCCCCAUUGCCCAUGUUUAUGCCUGAGCACUGGCCCCAUGAGGCACAGCGGCUAUCUUGCCCUUUGUUUUUGAACCCAAAACCUUUUUUGCCCUUCUAGAUAUUUCACAUGCUGCUGUUUCCCGGAACAAUCUAGCUUUCUAUCCUGCAGAAACAUCUUGUUUACAUACUUCAUCAGGGAUUUUGUGAUACUUGAAAAUUUCGUAGGAGAAAGAAGUUUGAAUUGCCGCACUGUCUGUCCCACAUUGAGGCUGUAUCUUUUAUUAACCCAUCCUGUAAGCAAUUGAUGGAUAACAACCAUGGGAGAACGCCUCCCCAGAUCUCAGCUCUGAAGAGUCCACCCUUGGGAUGCUAGGUUUCACCUGUUGAACUUGGAUCACUGCCCCCUGGUGGGGGAAUGUUGCUGAAAGGACGACAAAGGUUUAAACCGGUCCUCGUUUCCCUCUGUGCUUGUAGUGCUAAUGUUAAACCGACCCCGGCUUUGAGUUUGGCCAAUGGUAAAGAGUAACGAUGCUGUGGAUAUCUGAGAAGUGGGGGAUUGAACAUGCUGUAUGAACCAGCAUUGACAGGCCAGGGAUUGCUGGAGCAAAAGCCAGUGUCUGGGGAUCCGCAGUAGGAGGGCUCAGGAAGACUGUCACCAUGUGCAAUAUGUUAUGUCUCUGACUCAUAGCCUGUGCUUAGGAUAUUCUUGUGGUUGAGUUUUGGGUUUUUUUGUUUUUGUUUUUGUUUUGGUCAGGGGACAUGCUGUUCACCCAUCAGAACUGGGAGGGAGGUGCAAAAGGCCACAGAAACAAAUUUUAGUUUUGUUUUUGAGAAGAUUGCAUCUUGGUUUUCUGUUGUUUUUCUCUUUUUGGGGGGAGGGUACUUUUAUUUAGAGACAGGUCUAACGUAGCUAAGGCUAUCGUCAAACAGUAUAUAGCUGAGGCUGGUCUUGAACUCCUGAUCCUCUUGCUUCAGCCUUCCAUGUAUGCCCCCGCCCCUUGCCUCCCAUCUUGGUUCUCCUUGACACAUUUGCCAAUCCAAGAACCAUGGCAGAGACUGCCAGGAAGGAGGCCGCAAGCUGUGAGUCAGAUUCAACCGCGAUGGGACUUUUCUGAGCAGGUGAAUGUCUCGUGGAAACAGAAUAGGGAAAGAGCUGGAUACAGAUGGGGCGCUGCCAUUUUGUCAGUUAGCAUAGGAACCUGCACAUUUGUUUGUUAUUUUUUGUGUUUUUACUCCCACCCUCCAUCCCCUACACCAGCCUCUUUGUAUUUAUGUGCAACUGGUUUGGAGUCCAAGUUAUUCUGUCUGUCUGCUCUGGAUUGGGGUUUGUGAGAAGCAUCUCCAUUGGGGCCCCAGAGGUAGCCUGAUUUCCAGGACCAGAUGUCCUGCAAUAAAAACACAUCACCUA